Corythoichthys intestinalis (scribbled pipefish) is the source of this 8277-nucleotide messenger RNA. RefSeq names its product ER degradation enhancer, mannosidase alpha-like 3 (gene edem3). The transcript has 21 exons. The coding region runs from base 778 to 3390 and encodes 870 amino acids. Gene Ontology annotation, cellular component: membrane; endoplasmic reticulum. The record is from RefSeq and is a predicted model, not a curated record. Gene Ontology annotation, biological process: carbohydrate metabolic process; mannose trimming involved in glycoprotein ERAD pathway; endoplasmic reticulum mannose trimming. Lineage: Eukaryota; Metazoa; Chordata; Actinopteri; Syngnathiformes; Syngnathidae. Gene Ontology annotation, molecular function: calcium ion binding; mannosyl-oligosaccharide 1,2-alpha-mannosidase activity.
GUAGUCUUUUAUGGCAGCGACAAGCUAACCCGAUAGAGGGAAAAUACAGACGACGGAUAAAUUGACUUCCCCUUUUUUUUACGCGUAAAAAAACUAAAACCUCAACGCGGCAACUGUCCUCGUUCCACCAAAUGGAAUCGUAUUUAAUUAUUUUCCUAUGACAUUUUUUGUUGCCGUGUCCGCGCCUAUUUAGCGUACCGGUUAGCCUUAAGCUAACUGUGCUAAUUAAACCAUGGAAAGUCCAAACUCGGUUGACGAAAUUAUUUCGUCGCGAUUUGGAAAUUAUUAACAUUUACGCUGGACAGACAAGCAAGCCGAUGACUGAAAUCGACAUGAGGAACUGCCUGUCAACGACUGUUAUUAUUUGCCAUAAUUCAAUUAAAGGGAAGUGGGCCUUUUGCAUAUACUGUACAAACAAGUCAACAGUAUGUUAAUGUGGGUAACCAGCAAAUAUCGAAUGAUUUGGUAAACUGCAAAAUAAAACUACACUAGUCCAUGUAUUUAGGCUACGUGUCACACAUCCUUCUUCCAGUAGUUCCGGGUGACUGCUUGGAAAAGUAAACAAAUACAUGCGAUUGCUAGUCAUACAUGUGACAAUUCAAAUGACACAUACCGACAUUGUUUUUCGUCAUUUACUGGCAAAGGAGAUGGAAUGGAAGAGGCUAAGGCUUCACUGUUUAACUCUUCAUUACUGUUGAUUAGUUUUAGCCGCUAUUGUAACAAAAUGCCAAGAGACUAAUCGUGAGCCAAAGACAUUUUGCUGCACAUCAGGCCAAAAUGCCUUCCACACUGUUCCUCUUGAUGCUGCCGGCAGCGUUAUGUAGCAUGGGACGUGCCAUGUCAAGGGACGAGAAGCAAAAGUUGAGGACCCAAGUGGUGGAGAUGUUUGACCACGCAUAUCAGAAUUACAUGGACCACGCUUACCCGGCUGAUGAACUAAUGCCGCUAACGUGCAGAGGAAGAGUACGUGGACUGGAACCCAGUCGGGGCGAUGUGGACGAUGCGCUUGGAAAGUUCUCGUUGACCCUCAUAGACACUCUGGACACCCUAGUGGUGUUGAACAAAACAGUAGAGUUCGAGGCCGCUGUCAGAAAAGUCCUGUCCGACGUCAGGUUGGACAAUGACAUCGUGGUGUCAGUAUUCGAAACCAACAUUCGAGUCUUGGGGGGCUUACUGGGUGGCCAUUCCAUGGCUGUGAUGCUGAAAGAAGAAGGACAAUACAUGCGGUGGUACCAGGACGAGUUGCUACACAUGGCGAAAGAUUUAGGCCUGCGGUUACUGCCGGCUUUUAAUACCAGCAGUGGGCUGCCUUACCCCAGGGUGAACUUAAAGUACGGCGUCAGGGGUCCUGAGACGCGGACAGGCACGGAAACAGACACCUGUACGGCGUGCGCGGGAACAAUCAUCCUGGAGUUUGCUGCCCUAAGUCGCUUCACUGGAGAUCCUGUGUUCGAGGCCCAUGCCCGCAGAGCUCUGGACUUUCUCUGGGAGAAGAGGCAGCGGAACAGCAAUCUUGUGGGAACCACCAUCAACAUUCACUCAGGAGAGUGGGUCCGAAGAGACAGCGGCGUCGGUGCGGGAAUCGACUCGUACUAUGAAUACCUCCUCAAGGCCUACGUUCUUCUGGGAGAUGACCAAUUUCUGCAGCGCUUCAAUAUUCACUAUGCAUCCAUCAUGAAGUAUAUUAGCCAACCUCCACUGUUGUUGGACGUUCACAUCCACAAACCUCUGCUUCCCGCUCGGACUUGGAUGGACUCCCUGCUGGCUUUCUUCCCGGGUUUGCAGGUAUUGAAGGGAGACAUCCGCCCAGCCAUUGAGACCCAUGAAAUGUUGUAUCAAGUUACUAAGAAACACAACUUUUUACCAGAGGCCUUCACUACUGAUUUCAGGGUACACUGGGCCCAGCAUCCUCUGCGACCGGAGUUUGCAGAGAGCACCUAUUUCCUUUACAAGGCCACAGGUGACCCAUACUACCUCGAAGCGGGUCGCACCAUCAUGGACAACCUCAACCGCUUUGCCCGAGUUCCGUGCGGUUUUGCCGCCAUGAAGGACGUGCGCACCGGCAGCCAUGAGGAUCGAAUGGAUUCUUUCUUCCUGGCCGAGAUGUUCAAGUACCUAUUCCUGCUCUUCGCUGAUUCCGAGGACCUACCUUUCGACGUGGAGGACUACAUCUUCACCACCGAAGCGCAUUUGUUGCCUCUGUCACUCUCCACGGCGCCUCACGCUUCCUCCGUUCCCCAAAAUAAAACGAUAUAUCAGUCAGAGGAGGAGUUGGACGACUCCAACUUCGACUGGACCUGCCCCAACACGCGCCUUCUAUUUCCUGAUCCAGCCUUUCCACGUAAUCUGAGGGAACCGAUUCGGAGCGCCGUGGACAAGAGUUGCCCACGUCCUGCGCCUUACAGGGAACCAGGCAUGGGAGCCCCUCCUUUGAGAGCCCAAGACUUCAUGGCGAACAACCGGGAACAUCUGGAGCUGCUGAGGAGGAUGGGCGUCAGCCUCAUCCACCUGAAGGACGGCAGAGUGCAGCUAGUGCAGCAUGCCACACAGGCGGUGAGCCCCAUCGCAGCGGAGGACGGCGUACGCUUCAUGCAGGAGAUGAUGGAGCUUUCCAGCCAGCAGCAGAAGGAGCAGUUGCCUCCCCGAGCCGUCCAGAUAGUCUCACACCCCUUCUUUGGCCGUGUUGUGCUCACCGCUGGACCGGCACAGUUUGGCACCGAUUUGUCUAAGAGCUCCACGGGGGUCCGAGGCUUCGUCACGGUCGCCGAGCCUUACAGCGGCUGCAGCGAGAUCACCAACGGCGACUACGUCCGUGGCCACAUCGCUCUCCUCCAGAGGGGCCAGUGCAUGUUCGCCGAGAAGGCUCGGCACAUCCAGAAAGCCGGCGCCAUCGGCGGCAUCGUCGUCGACGACAACGAGGGGAGCAGCAGCGACACGGCGCCCCUUUUCCAGAUGGCCGGCGACGGCCGUAGCACGGACGACAUCACCCUGCCCCUUCUAUUCCUCUUCCACAAGGAAGGAAACAUCCUGCUGGAGGCGCUCAAGGAGCACCGGGAGGUGGAGGUUCUGCUCAGUGACAAAGCGCGAGACCGAGCAGCCAUAUUCAAAGGUAAACCUCUCCCUGGAAGUCUGUUUGAGGGCAGCGCCGACGUCCACCAGGCGGAGGAGGACUGCCAAACCGACCAAUCCAAGGCGGCGGAAUCCGAAUCGGAAUCGACGGCAUCCCAGGAAGCUGUAGACGCCGCUCCGGCCCAAAUUGAGGCCGACGUGCCAAAAGCGGACUCUGAAGACAAAAAAGCAGACGCCGCCGACCAAUCGGUGAACGAGCUGAUGGCCGAUUGGCGGGACGAUUUAGAGGCUUUCCGGCAAAUGGAGAAAGACGAGCUCUGAUAAGAACGGCGGACUCGUAAAUCUGGCCUAUUCGGCCAACGCGCGCCGAGCGGAGCCGGCCAAAACCGAGCCAACACGGACGUCGUCUUAAACCCGAUUGAUGACGGGUGAAAGAACACGAUUCCUACUUUGGGUGGUAAGAUUACGGGAAUGAUUUUAAAUCAGGAAAAACUUAGAAUUUUUUUUUGGAACUCAUCGGCUACCAUUGACGGCGUUAGACGUCCAAUCAUUCAAAGAGUUCAUGUCUAUUCCCGUGUAAAAUUUCGGAAUACUUCCACUCAAGUUCUCAAAUUUUGUUUGUUUGUUGCAAUCCAAGUCAUACCUCAGUGUGUGUGAUAUUUCUUUAAUACAAAUAAUCACCAAGGAGGCAGAUUUCGUCUAUUUUGUUUAUGUAGAUUCGAUAUUUCACUCGAUGGUUUUGAUUCAAAUUGAUGAAAUUCCUCGUUUUUGGGGGGUAUGGAGUGAGGUAAUUGUACUUAACAAUAAAUUUUGGAGUAAUUAAGUGGAAUGUUGUGUGGAAAGACUGAUCUAGAUUAAGUGUUGCGCCGAUACAGAUACGAUUGUCGGUACCGAUACGAUACUAAAAUGACGGGGAGUACUAAGAAAUAACUUGCCGAUGUUCUGCAAUAUGUAUCGUAAUUUUCGGACUAUAAGCCGCAAAGUGUUACCAAAUCUAACAAUCAAUUAAUGAAACAACUAGAACAGUAACUGAAGAAGUAUUAAGCACAGACCAUGAAUUUUGAUUGUUAUCUACGUCGGUAGCGCUGCAAUGCAUGCUAGGAGGCAUGCAAUAGGCAAUAAUGCUCAUUCCACUGUCAUACCUAUGAUGGUCUGAUGAGUCUUAUGGCACCACUGCCAAAUAAUGUGCUACCAAAUUCCAUAACUAGCAAUUAAUGAAACAACCAGAACAGCAACUGAAGAAAUAAUUAGCACAGAACAUGUAUUUUGAUUUUUAAGAUCUGCUGCAUUGCAUGCUAGGAGGCAUGUUGGACGACAACAGUGUUGGCAACAGGUGGCAGCAGAGGUUGACUGUCUCCCCCAAGGGAGUAAUGAUGGCCAAAUGAAGCUUUUUGAAGCAAUGAAGCUUCGCGGCCAACUGGUUCAAAGCUUCAUGGUGGUUCAUUUGGUCUUAUGACAUUUUUAUGAUGUCGCUGUCAAAUAAAGUGUUACCGGUUAGUAUCUUUUGGUGUAAAUAUCCCAUAAUACAAUGAGGACAGCUGCGGCUGUUGCUGUUUUCGUGUCAAAUUUGGUGGGUGCCGGAUUAUAGUUUGAAAAUGACGGUACUUUUUGAGAUGACGUUUGUUACUGCUGGUCGCCCUACCCAAGAUGGCCGCCGGAUAUGCCCAGGAGCGUUGAUAAGGUGUCCAAUCGUGUGACAUUCAAUCAUUCUUCUGCUGUGAAUGUCAAUGGGUUUAUCAGUGGUAGACACCCAAUCCGUUUGAAGCGACCAUCCCUCCCGCUUCAAACGCAUUGGACAUCUAGCGCUUUUAGUGGCAGCCAAGCAGUGUUUGACCAAGCCAUAUUAGCAAUUAUUGUAUCGUAAAGUAAAUUUUCGGACUAUAAGGCGCACCUGACUAUAAGCCGCCACCCACCAAAUUUGACACAAAACUGCAUUUGUUCAUAGAUGAGCCGCACCGGAUUGUAAGCCACAGCCUUCUUCACUGUGUUAUGGGAUAUUUACUCCAAACGAUAUUAACUGGUAAGACUUAAUUUGACAGCGGCAUUAUAAGACUGUCAUUAGACCAAAUGAACCACCAUGAAGCUUUGAACCAAUUUCCUGCAAAGCUUUAUUGCUUCAAGAAGCUUCAUUUGGCCAUCACUGUUCUGUUAGGGGGACAAUCAACUUCUGCUGUCAACACUGUUCUCGUCCAACAUGCCUCCUAGCAUGCAUUGCAGUGCUACAGAUAAACAAUGAUCAAAAUUCAUGUUCUGUGUUAAUUAUUUCUUCGGUUACUGUUCUAGUUGUUUCAGUAAUUGUUAGUUAUGGAAUUUGGUAACACUUUAUUUCCCAGUGCCGCCAUAAGACUGUAAUCAUACCAUCAUAAUUAUGACAGUGUCAUGAGAAUUAUUCAAUGCUUACAUUGACAGACCUAAUAAACCACCAUGAAGCUUUGAACCAAUUGGCUGCAAAGCUUCAUUUUGCCAUCGCUGUUCCCUUGAGGGAGACACUCAACCUCUGCUGCCACCUGCUCUCAACACUUGUCGUCCAACAUGUCUCCUAGUAUGCAACGCAGCAGAUGUUAAUCAAAAUACAUGUUCUGUGCUCAUUAUUUCUUCAGUUGCUGUUCUAGUUGUUUCAUUAAUUGUUAGUUAUGGAAUUUGGUAACACUUUAUUUCCCAGUGCCGCCAUAAGACUGUCAUCAUACCAUCAUAAUUAUGACAGUGUCAUGACAAUUUUUGAAUGCUUACAUUGGCAGACCUAAUAAACCACCAUGAAGGAGGGACCACCUGCCACCUGCUGUCAACACUUGUCGUCCAACAUGCCUCCUAGUAUGCAAUGCAGCAGAUGUUAAUCAAAAUACAUGUUCUGUGCUCAUUAUUUCUUCAGUUGCUGUUCUAGUUGUUGCAUUAAUUGAUAGUUAUGGUAUUUGGUAACACUUUGACAAUGGCGCCUUAAGACUGUCAUCAGACCAUCAUAAUUAUAACAGUGCCAUGAACAUUAUUGAAUGUUUACAUUCACAGACCAAAUGAACCACCAUUUGGCCAUCACUGCUCCCUUGAGGGAGACAGUCAACCUCCGCUGCCACCUGUCAACACUGUUCUCAUCCAACAUGCCUCCUAGCAUGCAAUGCACCAGAUGUUAAAAACAAAAUACAUGUUCUGUGCUAAUUAUUUCUUCAGUUGCUGUUCUGGUUGUUUCAUUAAUUGCUAGUUUUGGUAUUUGGUAACACUUUGUUUGACCUUGGUGCCAUAAGACUGUCAUUAGACAAUCAUAAUUAUUAGGAUCAUGUUUUUUUGCUCCUGAUCGUUUUAGUUUGAGUAUCUGCCGAUCCCGAUAUUUCCCGAUCCGAUUGCUUUUUUUUGCUCCUGAUUCAAUUCCAAUCAUUCCCGAUAAUUUUUACCGAUCAUAUACAUUUUGGCAAUGCAUUAAGAAAAAAAUGAAUAAAACUCGGACGAAUAAAUACAUUCAACAUACAGUACAUAAGUACUGUAUUUGUUUAUUAUGACAAUAAAUCCUCAAGAUGGCAUUUACAAUAUUAACAUUCUUUCUGUGAGUGGGAUCCACGGAUAGAAAGACUUGUGACUUUGUAUAUUGUGACUAAAUAUUGCCAUCUAGUGUAUUUGUUGAGCUUUCAGUAAAUGAUACUGCAGCCAUUCAACCCAAAUGCAUGAUGGGAAGUGGAACCAUGACUGUGCGUAGUGCUACCAAUUGAUAUAUCUUUUAUGCGUUGGGAAAUAAGAUAAGGUGUUAAGAAAAAGGUCAAUUGCUACCUUGCUUCCCCACAUUGCUUCACUUAGUAUUUCUAAUCGUAGGGAGAGGGAUUGUAAGGUUUUAGCCUAUUAAAAAAAAGGCUCCAAAGGCUGCCAAAAUUCACUCUACUCAUUUUAAGCUGCCUUUUAUCUCUCUAAAUGGGUAAAACGGCACCAUUAAAGAUUGAGCGCGACAAUGCGUGAGUGGGUCGUGCAACGCAUGCAUUAAUUGUGUUAAAUAUUUAACGUGAUACAUUUUAAAAAAAUAAAUUACCGACGUUAUCGGGAUAAAUUUGAUAACCCUACCUUAAGCCUAAACUAAAGACUCUGGAUGAGUGUGACAUAUGUCUGUAACGUUAAAUACAAUUAGAAAACGAUGUAAUUAAAAAAUAUAUGUAUAUUAAAAAAAAAAACAUCGAUCGGGACAUCUUUAAUAAUUAUGACAUGACACUGUCAUGAGCAUUAAUGAAUGCUUAUAACAGAUGUCAUUUACUGUUAUGCGACAAAUUAUCUCAGUUUUGAAUAAAUGUAAAAGAUCCGAGCUGUACAGAAAUGGAGUUAGUGACAUGAUUUCCUGGAUGACACUUAUUGACAUUUGUCAUUUGCAUUCAUUAAUGCCCAUGUGUGUCAUAUCAUAGUUAUGACGGUGUUAUGGCAGUCUUAUGACACCGCUGUCAAAUAAAGUGUUACCUUUUAACCCAAAUAAAUCAACAAUUAAGCUGCUGAAUUAAAAAAUGAGGGUAAAAAAGUAGCGGCUUAUAGUCCGAAAUUUACGUCUUUUUUUUUUUUUUUUCAAGCGUAUCGGUACAGUAUCGGCACACACUUCAGUCAAAAAUUUGAAUCGGUGCAACACGAAUCUAGAGCUUUACUUAUUGAUUUAAACUUUUCCCGAAAAAUUCAAAAUUCAAUCAUCGAAAUCAACUCUAUUUUGUUCACCAUAUUGACUAACAGCUCUUUGGUGGAUGUCAUUGUUUAUAAUGGUGUUCUCUAUGCAUUUCAAAUCUCAAGUGGAUUUUUAUUUAAUUAAAAUGUAAUACGAAUUUAUUGUGAAAAGUCUGAUGUUUUCAGAUAAACUAUCUGGAAUGAAGACGCCUAACAUUGUAAGUAAAUAUAUUACUUCUGUAAGAAGCUCAGGAUUGUCGGCUUGAUUAUUAUUUUAUCCAAUCAGUUCACAUCGGUUUCCUGGCAGUGGCAGGACAAUAUCAGAUGAUGGCGGUAAUGCACAGUUAAGUCAAAAACUCAACAGAAGAACAAGGUAUGAUGUAUUUUUGUGCUUUCUGGAACAGAUUCAUUGCAGUUUCAUUUGUUUUUAUGGGGAAAGAUGAUUUGAGAUAUGAGCGCGGUCACGGAAUGAUUCACCACAUGACGUCCUGGAAUUUUGCGAGUCAUAGCGCUGCACAUGUCAUGCCUGUGUUGGCCAUAAAGGGGCGCUAAACAAUGAGAAGAUGAUGUAACUUAAUAAAACGAGAGUUUUAA